AUGGUGGUGAUCCGAUUGGAUUCUGCUGUUAGGUUGUGGGGCGUUACAUUUGUGGUAUCAGAGCAGAGGUUUAAAAUCUUUUCUGAAGAUAGAAGAAGGCAUAUGAACAUACUUUGGCUGGGAAGCUUGGAAGUAAUGACACCAAAAAGGAAGACAGGGAAUGUCGACCACGAGGGUGACUACAACUUAGUUGAUAAUUUAGCUGGUUUGAUUCAGCAACAGACUAGAAUGGAUGGCGAACAGAUACAAAAAUUGUUCGAUAUGCAACAGCGAACCCAUGAACAAAACCAACAACCUCCUCCACAAGCUAGACACGAUAACUCUCUUACCGUGUAUGAGAAAUUUCGUAAAAUGGAACCGGUUGAUUUCUAUGGUGGGUCUGAUCCUAUGGUUGCGGAAGAAUGGGUAAAAUCUCUAGAUGUCAUCUUUGAUUACAUGCGAAUCGAAGAUUCCGAGAAAGUACUUUGUGCCAUUUUCCCAUUGAAGAAAGAAGCUAGAACUUGGUGGGAGGGUACAAAACUUGCAGUGGAUAUGGAGAAGUUGACAUGGGAGGCAUUCAAAACAAUCUUUUAUGACAAGUAUUUCACGAGGGAUGUCCGGUCACUCAAAGUAAAAGAGUUCUUAGAAUUGAAGCAGAAUGAAAGGUCCGUGUGUGACUACGUGCGAAAAUUCGAGGAGGGUUGCAAGUAUGUACCUUACAUAGCCAAAGAUAACAAAGAAAAGAUGGAUCACUUCAUGAGAGGCCUCAACCCAGUUAUUAGAAAAGAUGUAAGGAUCUCUUCUCCAAACGAGUUUCGACAAGUGGUGGACAACGCAUUAAUGGCUGACUUUGAUGAGAAGUGUAAGAAGCCAGGGCAUAUUGCAAGGGAUUGUCGCACCCCACCAGUCAAAGUUCAAGCGAGAGUGUAUGCAAUGACUAAAGAACAAGCUGAUGUAGAUGCAUCCGUUGUCUCAGGUACUAUUUUGAUUUUAGGAACUCCAACACUUGCAUUAAUAGACUCAGGAUCUACUCAUUCAUUUGCAUCACAUUCAUUGAUAAGUGGUAGAACACUUUGUGCGGAUCUUGUUGUUUUACCUGUCGCAAAUUUUGAGACUAUUUUGGGCAUGGAUUGGCUUACAAAAUAUUAUGCAACCAUUAAUUGUAAUCGGAAGGUUGUCAUCUUCCAGCCACCGGGUGAAGAACAUUUCGAGUUUGGCGGUCAUUCACUUUCAUCUUCAAUACCAUUUAUAGCUGCAUUGAAGGCUCAAAAGAUGAUGAGUAAGGGUUGUGUUGGAUACUUGGGUAAUGUUAUGGACACUUCAGUAGGAACACAAUUGCAACCCCAAGAUGUGGAUGUGGUUUAUCAAUUUCUUGAGGUAUUUCCAGAUGACUUACCAGGACUGCCACCGGAUUGA
Messenger RNA from Erythranthe guttata (spotted monkey flower), 1395 nucleotides. RefSeq lists its product as uncharacterized. Lineage: Eukaryota; Viridiplantae; Streptophyta; Magnoliopsida; Lamiales; Phrymaceae. The record is from RefSeq and is a predicted model, not a curated record.